UCCGCAAAGAAUUAGAGUUUGUCUAUUAUAUAAUUGAUAAGCUUAUUUGACAUGUAACUACAUCAGCUGAUUUACUAUAGAUUUUCAAGAUUACUUAAAUAUCUUAAACUCUAGCUGAAAUAUAUAUUUCUGGGCUGGUCACCCACACGUAAUUAUAAACAUAUAGCUGCAAAACUCUAUUUGGAUGAAGUGCAGCAAAACAUCGCAUACCUGCACACAAGCCUAUUCUUUUUAACUAUAGUGAAUAAAUUUUAUAUAUAUGGUCUGAUGUACUGAAAACUUUCAUUUAAUAUUCCAUAGAAAUAUAGAAAUCAAAAUGGGUGUUAAGAGACCUUUAGGACUUGGAGCUAAAGCUAAAGCUAACGCUAAGAAAUCGAAACCAGCCAGUGAGGGAUCUAAUGGUGUAGAAAGUGAAGAUGUACAAACUCCAGCCAGUAAUGAGCUCACUGUUGAGUUAAACGAAGAAGCCGAUGCUGAAGAUGAGAUUGCUCAAUUGAAGGCUUUAUGGAAGACUUAUUAUGAUUCAGAUAGAGAUAAUGAGUUAGUUUUGAAUGGUAUUGUUCAUGAGUGUGAUCGUUUGUUAAGAAACAAUAACGAAACUAAGGAUGAACCUAGUACCAUUACUUUGAAAGAUGAUUUCCAUUCAAUUUAUGCAUUAGCUCUUGCAGAAUUGAGUAAUUUUCAUGUUGAUGAUGGUAAAAUUGCAGAAUAUUUUGAUGCUAGUUUAGAAAGAAUUGAUCUUGGGUUAGAGAAAUUUCCAAAAUCUGCCCAAUUGCAAAUGUCUAAAGCUAGAAUUUUACUUUCACGAAUUGCCUUAGAGCAAAUUUCCAAAUUGUCUAUAGACUCAAAAGUGGAUACUAAGGAGGGAAAUAUAAUUGUGAAGGAAUUGAAUAAUGCUUUAAAAGCUUAUGAAGCUGGUGAAAAGCUUGCUGAGACAAAUGGACAAUUUGAGUUGUUUAAUGAACAAAAUUUCGAUGUGUUAGAAAGUUUAGAUGAUAUUUUGGAUAUAAUUGACAAUUUCGGAAAAGAUGAUGAUGAUGAGGAAGAAAAUGAUGAUGAUGAGGAAGAUGAUGAUGAUGAUGAAGACCAACAAUCAGUUGAAUUGGCUGAAACCCAUCCAUUAUUUUCUGUUCGUAAUACUGAUGAAUACAACCAAUGGUGGAGAGAUCAUAUCAUCAAGUAUCUUGAAAAUUUGGAUCAACAAAAGGAAGAUGUUAAGAGAGAUAGUCAGCUCCGUCGUGAUAUAUGUAAAAGGGUAGGACAAUCAUAUUUACAGGAGCUGGAAAUUCCUAGCAGCGUAUACACUAGUUUGACUUAUGAUGAUGACUAUGCAGGUAUUGAAGAAUUGGAAGGUUUAAAAGCUCAAGAAGCUCAAACCAUUGCUCGUGAUUUAAUAUCGACUGCUUUAACUUACUUGAAGCAAGCUGAAGAUAAGGAAGAUCCAGAAACUUGGGUAGCAGUAGCCGAAGCCAUGAUAAGUUUAGGAAAUCUUUAUGAUGUUGAUAGUGAUGAACAAGAAGGACAAUAUGUUAAAGCAGAAGAGAUAUUAAAGAGAGCGAAUAAUGUUACAAAUGGGAAAUAUGAAGACGUAUUAGAAAAUUUAUUAUCUGCUUAAGAAAUGCAGGGUAUUAUAUAUGAAAAAACAAAAUGAGUUCUAUAUGGAAAAAUUAUAUGAUUAUAUAUAACUUGUAGAAAGUGAAUGGAAAAUCAUUAGCAUGGCAUCAUGGCUGAGGAUUAAAAUUAAAAACAAA
Messenger RNA from Scheffersomyces amazonensis, 1751 nucleotides. RefSeq lists its product as uncharacterized. Gene Ontology annotation, biological process: positive regulation of SREBP signaling pathway. Lineage: Eukaryota; Fungi; Ascomycota; Pichiomycetes; Serinales; Debaryomycetaceae. The record is from RefSeq and is a predicted model, not a curated record. Gene Ontology annotation, molecular function: protein binding. Gene Ontology annotation, cellular component: nucleus. The transcript has a single exon. The coding region runs from base 317 to 1615 and encodes 432 amino acids.